Messenger RNA from Marmota flaviventris (yellow-bellied marmot), 972 nucleotides. RefSeq names its product thioesterase superfamily member 5 (gene Them5). Gene Ontology annotation, molecular function: long-chain fatty acyl-CoA hydrolase activity. Gene Ontology annotation, biological process: cardiolipin acyl-chain remodeling; long-chain fatty-acyl-CoA metabolic process. Gene Ontology annotation, cellular component: mitochondrial matrix. NCBI's taxonomy places the organism in Eukaryota, Metazoa, Chordata, Mammalia, Rodentia, Sciuridae. The record is from RefSeq and is a predicted model, not a curated record.
GAAGCCGCGGGAGGUGGCCCAAGUGUGCAUCCCAGACGCAACAGGGCAGGGCCCACUUCCCUUGCUGUCCACUCAAAGUCAGCCGCACGCCUGGUCGGGCUCUCAGCCAUGAUGAGGAGAAGCUUCCAGGUGGCCGCUAGACUGGGACACCGCAGAGCCCUUCUCAGGACCCCCUGUAUCCUGCCCAGACUCGACCCUGCCGCAGCAUUUGGAUCCUCCACUGACUCCCUGGUCUCAAGGUUUUGUCCAGUGAAGACAGACUUGAAGGACUAUGCCCUCCCCAAUGCCAGCUGGUGUCCAGACAUGCUGAGCCUGUACCAGGAAUUUCUGGAGAAGACCAAGUCCGACGGCUGGGUCAAACUGCCCUCCUUCAAGUCCAACAGAGACCACAUUCAAGGGCUCAAGCUCCCGUCCGGGUUGGUAGCUGCCUCAGACAAAAGUGACUGGCGCAUCUUCACCAGGUGCAUCCAAGUCGAAGGACAAGGCUACGAGUAUGUCAUCUUCUUCCACCCAUUCAAGAAGAAGUCGGUCUGUCUUUUCCAACCAGGCCCCUACCUGGAGGGGCCUCCCGGGUUUGCUCACGGAGGGUCCCUGGCAGCCAUGAUGGAUGAGACCUUUUCUAAAACUGCCUACCUGGCUGGAGAGGGGCUGUUCACACUAAAUCUCAACAUCAGGUUCAAAAACUUGAUCCCUGUGGGCUCUCUGGCUGUACUGAAUGUCCAAGUGGAAAAGGUUGAAGACCGGAAGCUUUAUAUGUCCUGCAUCACCCAGAGCAGAGACCAAGAGACGGUCUACGCCAAGUCUUCAGGUGUUUUCCUUCAGUGGCAGCUGGAAGAAGAAUCAUCCCCUUAGGAGUCACUAUGCCGACCCUGAUGACCCUACCUGCUGGGGACCCUCAUCAGAGCAGAAAGGGUCCCCAGGAGAUGAGGAGAGGGCACUUUCUCUGAGUAAAUAAACUCUCACUGCCCCAUG